Molecule: messenger RNA, 4060 nt
Organism: Mercenaria mercenaria
Lineage: Eukaryota; Metazoa; Mollusca; Bivalvia; Venerida; Veneridae
Exons: 4
Coding region: 1009-3768 (919 amino acids)
Source: RefSeq, a predicted model, not a curated record
UAAUGUGUGUACUUUUAGAUAAUGACGGCCUAAGUUACAAGCUGUAACAUUCUACAUACUUUUGGAAUGUCAACAGGAUCAGAUGGUCUUCUCAUGACUUUCCUUAGCUAAUAGAGAAAAUAAUGGCCUCGUAUACGUCUCUGUUAGACGAAAGUAAAUUUCACAACUGGUUGAAAUCUGCACUAGCUGUUCUUUUUGCCAAAGAAGGGAUAGAAGAAUUUGUCCAUGAUGAAAUGGUAUUUUUACAAAGAGAUUUGCUUCUGCAUAUCUAUACAAACUAUCCAGUACCAGUCGGAACUGUUUGCUCAGAAUGUACCACUGAAAACGUGUUAUAUUGCAAAACUCAUAAUUUUUGUACACCCGGAAAUACACGAUGCAAACUUCAUGACCAAACUGACCCACUUAAAACACCCCAAAAAUGCCGUAAACAACUGUGUCAUCAUCUUAGAGAUGGAUUGAAAUCAUUCCACAGAAACGAAAAACCAUCUUGGAAAAUAACGGAUGCUCGGCGUUGGUGUAUGGAUCCAUUCCAGCUGGCAAAAUGCUUUUUGCCACCCGAUGGGUACAAAGAUGUGUCCAGUCUAAAAGACACUGAUUUUAACGGGGUCGUCAGCAUCAUUAUCAACUGCAGACGAUUCCAGUUAAAAUUUGAAAAUGAUUUGUCACUUGAGACAAACGUAUGCUCAGAGGCAAGAAAAGUCGGAAGAAAUGUCCGCCAUUCUUCUGACUUGUCAGUUACAGAGACAACACUCCAAGAAAAUAUUGACAUACUACUUGCUCUUCUCUCAGACACGGCCUACUUAGCAGCAAACAGAAACGCAAAGGCUGCAAUCGAAAAAAUAAAUCAGCUGAAAAUGGACAUACUUGUGAUUGCAAGCACACGUAUCCAAAAUGUGAUUGAAGAUGUCAUAAGGGAGCACAGAAACACGUCACCAACAGAAAUAGAUAAAGCAAAGCUGAAAGCUGAAAGCCUUGAACGAAAUCAAAGCGGAGUCCUUGGUACGAUGUAUGACAAUAAAAGACGUUUGCGGAAGAUUCCAGGAAAAGAUGAGUACAUGUUAUAUUCAGAUAAACAGGAUAAAUACAACAACAUUUAAUCAGUUUAUAAACAUUACACAUGUGGGUACAAGUGAUUCACCUAGAGGUAUUGAGCAUAAAGACGAAAGACUGAGAAAAGAUUUACAGGAAGAUCUCGUGACAUUUUACGAAGAUGAGUACAAAGCUAUUCCUGUAUCACCGCUUGUCCCUGGUCACGAUGCAAACAUUUUAGACUUCUACGUUAAACCGAACAUGCAAAUUGCCCAAUGGAAUAUUGCAGGCAGAUUUACAAGGGGUUCUCCUAAAAGCCAAGUCAUUUCAUACAAGGAUGUUUUCAUGAACGGUUCUUCAAAGUGUCAUGAUAUUUAUGUUACUGCAAAGGCAGGUAAUGGAAAAACAACAUUCGCGAAAAGACUCUGUAUGAUUUGGUGCUGCACAAAAGGAGGAAGCAAAAUUUCCUACUCCAGAUAUAUAAUAAUUGAAGAAAAUGACCUUGCAAUGCUUCAGACAUUUUCCUUUCUUUUUUUCAUUCCGUUAAGGGAAGUACGGGGGAAUGAGUGUGAUCUUGAUGAUAUUAUUUAUAGUCAAGUCAUUGAUAGGUUGUCGCGUUCUCAAUUAUAUGAUCGUUCAUUUCUUAAAACAAUUCUUCAUGAGGAGACAAGUCUUGUUAUUUUAGAAGGUUUAGAUGAAUGGUUUCAUCCUGAACGCAGUGUCUGCACCAACGUUUCUUCUAUACCACACCGAAAGCCGCGCGAGAAAUGCACUUUUCUUUCAACUACAAGGGUGUCAAAAAUGUAUCAGGCGGGAAUAAAAAACAGUAGGGUUGAUAAAUAUAUAAAAAUGACAGAAUUAGGAGAGGAAUCGGUGAAACAGUUAAUACACAAUGUUGUCUUAAGUAUGACCGGGACAGACAAAGAAGUAGAAUCCGCAGAAAAAUUUAUUCAACAACUUAGACAUAUACUUUCUGAACUGGCUGCAACGCCAAUCAUACUUAUUCAACUCCUCUGCUUGUGGCGUGAUGGCAGAACUACCGGAAAAACAAUCUGUGACAUAUAUCUCAAUAUCAUUGAACUUAUGUUGCAACUCCGAGAAGAACGACACGGCAAAAUGUGUUUUUCUACAGCCAGAAAUCAAACAGAACAAAGUAAACCACCUCCAUCAAGUCUUAAGAAAUACGAAUAUUGUCGGAAGUACUACCAGCUUUUAGUUUCCAUUGGAUGUAUAUCAUUUAAAGGAACAUUCAGCGGAGUACAUUCGCCUUCACUUGUCUAUGAAUCAUCAAUAGUACAAAGCAUUCUAUCUGAGAAAGAAAUUCGGUGUUGUUUACAAAUGGGUAUUUUGACUGAAAAAACUGCGAAAGGCUUUUCGAAGAAAGUUUCAAACUAUUCUUUUAAUCACAAGACAUACCAAGAAUUCUUUACAGCGCUAUAUGUACAAGCAUAUUCUUCCACUGAGUGUGUAUUAGCAUUUUGCCAAAACCUUGAAACAAUACUAAGUAUGAAAUCUGUGCUCGUCUUUCUUAGUGGCCUAAAUUCAGAGUUGUUCAGUUUACUUUCACAUCAGCUUAGCAAUGCUAUGUCUGAUUUUUGCUUUUUGAGAAGCUUUAGAAGAAUUGACGCCUUAAUGAAUAGUGACUUGAGUGAAAAUCACCACCUGUUGAAACUGUAUCAAGACAUGAACAUAUCGUGUGUUAGGGAAUGUGAGUUAGAAGGAAAAACUGUUUAUCUUGAUGACUUUUUCUUAGAUGAACACAUCAAAAACAAAGAAUACUGCUGUACGUUAAGGACAUUGAUAAAAAUGAACAGGCAGAGGAUAAAAUCUUUAACAAUAACUGAUCUGAGUGCGAAUAUGCUUCGUGAAAGCGUUGACAUGUUUCAGUUAAAUCGGAUGGACACUUUAGUGAAAAUAUUUAUUCGUUGUGAAAUAGACGAGAAAGACUUGGACAUCCUUCUGAAAUCAUCUGUAAAAACUUUGAAAUGUAUUAGAAUAGUCAGUAGCAUCUGGAAGGGAAGUUGUUCGACACGUAGACACAUUCCGUUGUCCGAAAUAGCUUGUAAUGCAAUUGAAAAUAUGCCUGAGCUAGUAUCGCUAGUUAUGGAAUACCUCAUUUUAACUCACAGCCAGCUGGAAAACCUGGUGACAUGGGUUGAAAGAAAGAUAACUUUAGAACAGUUUGGUUUAUCUGGAAUUAAGUGUAAAGAUCACGGUGAAACUUGUCCCGGAGCCGCACUUGACAUGUCUGGCCAUUCCCAUAUCGAAUCUCUCGUUUUAGACUUGUCGCCAGUUUCAAAUAUUAAAGUAAACCUGGCAGCAUUGCAGGAGUGUAGUGUAGGGGAGUGCUAUGCAGAAUGUGUUCUUUUCGACAUGCUAAAAAAUCUCGAAAAAGCCAACAAAUUGCGAGCAGUACAAUAUUUUCAUUUAACGCCCCCGAAAGUCAUUGAGCAAGCCUUGAAUACACUGCAAAAACUAACGGGAUUAGUUUCUUUGGAGCUUCAUGAAAUUGAUCUGGGACAAACAGACUUGAAAUUACCAGAAAGUAUGAAAAAUAUAAGAUGUAUUCGUCUCGAUGAUAUGAAAUUGUCAGAAACUGUUUUGCAAAAUCUUCUUACAAGGAUAAAAAUGUUUCAACAGCCGGUCAGGAUUGAUAUGUGGAACUGUCAAAUCACACCAGAGGAUUCGUUUCUGAUGCUAAAAGAUAGUAUUCAUUCAUCGGAUGAAUUUAGAGAAUGAAUGGAGUACGACUGUUGAUAGUCUGUUUUCCUUUGAAACGAAAAAGUAUGAAGAUGAUGAUUAGAAUAAAACAAAGAAAAUAGAGAGAGAAACUGUUCGAGGUGUUCCUGUGUUCAAGAAACGCACCGCCCAUGUUUGUGAUAUUCAAUACAUGACCUUUGUCACAUGUGCACUUGUGGCUUUAUGAGUUUCACAAAGAAAACCAUUUUACUAAAUCGGAUUUUUUGAGUAAUGAUAAAUGUAUAUCAAAAUAAUUGCAUACAUGUUGCAAGAAUGAAAUAUUUGUCAUGAA